Molecule: messenger RNA, 2311 nt
Organism: Elephantulus edwardii (Cape elephant shrew)
Lineage: Eukaryota; Metazoa; Chordata; Mammalia; Macroscelidea; Macroscelididae
Gene: ZBTB37
Product: zinc finger and BTB domain containing 37
Exons: 5
Coding region: 286-1797 (503 amino acids)
Biological process (GO): regulation of transcription by RNA polymerase II
Molecular function (GO): protein binding; RNA polymerase II cis-regulatory region sequence-specific DNA binding; DNA-binding transcription factor activity, RNA polymerase II-specific
Source: RefSeq, a predicted model, not a curated record
CACUUCCGGGACGGUGUUUCGGCCCAUUCCGGCCCAUUUCCACUCCCGGAGCUCUCACCCCUCCAGUGCCGAUGGUAGCGAAAGACUUUACUCCAGGGGAUUCGUCCUCACUGGGGAAAUGCCGGAAAGAACAAACAAAAAGGCGCUGGUGUAGGCUCCAAAAUACACAUCUGAAAUCAUGAUGACUUCGACUGAGGCUCUUAUUGGAUUAAAAAGUUUCAAAACAAACAAAAACGCUUUGGAAAAAGCAGGGUUGAAUGCCUCCCUGCACCCUCAGCCAAGAACAUGGAGAAAGGUGGGAACAUACAACUGGAAAUCCCUGACUUCAGCAAUUCUGUACUGAGCCAUCUAAACCAGCUGCGAAUGCAGGGCCGCCUCUGUGAUAUUGUGGUCAAUGUGCAAGGACAAGCUUUUCGGGCUCACAAAGUCGUCCUGGCUGCCAGUUCUCCCUAUUUCCGGGAUCACAUGUCUUUGAAUGAGAUGAGUACUGUCUCCAUUUCUGUCAUCAAGAACCCUACUGUUUUUGAACAGCUCCUUUCUUUCUGUUAUACAGGACGGAUAUGUCUACAACUGGCAGAUAUCAUCAGCUACUUGACAGCUGCCAGUUUUCUGCAGAUGCAGCAUAUUAUAGACAAAUGUACACAGAUCCUGGAGGGCAUUCAUUUCAAAAUUAAUGUGGCCGAGGUUGAAGCUGAAUUAAGUCAAACAAGGACAAAGCAUCAAGAGAGACCUCCAGAGUCUCACAGGGUUACACCAAAUCUAAACCGCUCCCUUAGCCCAAGGCAUAAUGCUCCAAAGGGAAACCGUCGAAGUCAGGUUAGUGCUGUGUUGGACAUCAGGGAGCUAAGUCCCCCUGAGGAGUCUACUAGUCCUCAGAUAAUUGAACAGAGUUCUGAUGUAGAGAGCCGAGAGCCCAUUCUUCGGAUCAACAGAGCAGGACAGUGGUAUGUGGAGACAGGAGUAGCAGACCGGGGGACCCGGAGUGAUGAUGAAGUUAGGGUUCUUGGAGCAGUCCAUAUCAAAACGGAGAAUCUGGAGGAGUGGCUUGGGCCUGAGAAUCAGCCUUCUGGAGAAGAUGGGAGUAGUGCAGAGGAGGUCACAGCCAUGGUGAUUGACACCACAGGCCAUGGUUCUGUAGGACAGGAGAAUUACACUUUAGGGUCCUCAGGAGCUAAGAUGGCUCGGCCAACUAGCAGUGAAAUUGACAGAUUUAGCCCCUCUGGCAGUGUUGUUCCCUUGAUGGAGAGACACAGAGCCAGAAGUGAAUCUCCUGGGAGAAUGGAUGAACCUAAGCAGCCUAGCUCCCAGGUAGAAGAGUCAACAAUGAUGGGAGUAAGUGGCUAUGUGGAAUACCUCCGAGAGCAGGAAGUAUCUGAGCGGUGGUUUCGCUACAACCCCCGUCUUACUUGUAUCUACUGCGCCAAAUCUUUCAAUCAGAAGGGAAGCCUAGACCGCCACAUGCGCCUGCACAUGGGGAUUACACCAUUUGUCUGCCGCAUGUGUGGCAAAAAGUAUACCCGGAAAGAUCAGCUAGAGUAUCACAUCCGCAAGCACACAGGCAACAAGCCCUUUCAUUGUCAUGUUUGUGGCAAAAGUUUCCCCUUCCAAGCCAUCUUGAAUCAGCACUUUCGCAAAAACCACCCUGGCUGCAUACCCCUGGAAGGACCUCACAGCAUCUCCCCUGAAACAACUGUCACAUCUCGAGGACAAGCAGAGGAAGAAUCUCCUUCACAGGAAGAGACAGUUGCUCCUGGAGACACAACCCAGGGAUCGGUGUCCACCACUGGGCCUGAUUGAAACAUCAAGGGGGAGAGGGUAGACCCUCUUCCCCUUUGGGCCAUAAGCAGCCAGCAUCUGGGCCAAGGGCUGGUAUUUAGAUUCACAAACUACCACAUCACCAGACUGGAAGAAGCUUCCAAGUGUUGCCAAACUUAGAGGGUCAGCAACGUACACAAAAGCACUAAAGGCUCUUCUCUUCCACUUUUCCACCUCACUCUUUGGAAAAUAAUCAAGCAAAUCACCUUUCUAAUUCAGGGAUCAACAGCCUUGGUUUGUUAACUUUAUAAGAAAAAAAUUUUUUUAACAAAACAAUGAUAAAUGGUUAUUUAUCUACCAGUCAUGUUUGAACACUGUACUUUGGUCCAUAUCAUCUUGAUGGCUUGUAAUUGCCCAUAUCUAAGAAAUGCAGCAGGAGCCUUGGUCAUUCUGAACCAGCCAGCCAUAGGAUGGAAGGAGAUAGUCAUGGUGGUGAUAAUGAAGAGGAUCUCUCCUCUUCCUUACCUGCCAAAAUGUGCACGUUUUCUGUUUCAAG